AUGCAGCCGCCCAGAGCCUUUGGAUCUACCCCUCCAGGAGGGAUGCCAGGGUAUCCCACCGCUGCUGCACUGCAAAUGAAUGGCGCGGGGCCCCCCAAUCCGCAACCUCAGGGAUACUACGGCAACCCUGCUAGUUCGACGAAGACUGCCUAUGGAGCUGCUCCGGGGGCACAUCCUGCAUACCCGCAGCAAACCCCCUAUACCCAAGAGAUCACGGCGGGCAUACCGCCAGCCUCGGCGUUCGCAACUUCCCAGCAGCCCUCAAUGGCUCGUGCUCCGUAUUAUCCACCUGCCGCAGUUGCCGCCUACGCAGGCGCAGCUUCCCAGCAGCAAGACAUGGCGUCUCAGCAGCAGCUUCAGGACUUGCUGCAGUUCAACGCUCCCCGUCAUUUCAUAAGGGCCUCCGUUGGACGCUUGCCGAAUUCAAGCUCUCUGAGGCACAAGUGUCACUUGCCACUCGGUGUUGUUGUUCAGCCCCUCGCUCCCCCCGCCGUAGGACAGGCAGACGUUCCCUCUGUUUCUUUCGGGGGAGGCGCUGUCGUGAGGUGCAAACGCUGCAGGACUUACAUCAACCCCUUUGUGGUGUGGGAGAGCAGUGGGCGCCGAUGGAUCUGCAAUUUGUGCGGUGUCAGCAACGAAACGCCGCAGUUCUACUGCCGAGCAACAGAUGAAAAGGGCAGGCGAGAGGACCGCUUCGAGCGACCAGAACUCUGUAUGGGCUCCAUCGAAAUCAUCGCCCCCUCCGAUUAUAUGAUUCGUCCCCCCCAGCCGCCAGCCUUCUUGUUUCUUAUUGACGUCUCGCUGCCCUCCGUAGCAUCAGGCCUUGUCGAAUCCGCUUGCCAGGGCAUUGCAGACGCCAUCCGCAAGGAUCGCCUGCCGGGAGACAGCAGAACGAUGGUGGGAAUAGUGACUUACGACAGCAGCGCACACUUUUACGCACUCAAGACACAACAAACGAGACCGCAAGUCUUUGUAGUGCCUCAAGUCGAUGAUAUGUUUCUUCCACUCUCCGAGGACCUCCUUGUGCCCCUCCUUGAAUGCAAAGAAGCCGUUCUCAGCACUUUGGCCGCGCUGCCAGAUAUCUGGCGGUCUACCGGCUGUACAGAAAACUGCAUGGGGAGCGCUUUAAAGGCGGCCACGAUGGUGGCAAAACAUGUAGGUGGAAAAAUUCUGCUCUUCUCGGCAGCUCCUCCAACAAUGGGCGAGGCAGUGGUGAAAAGAGAGCCAAACAGAGAUAAGGGAAAUUCCACUACAGACAGAGAAACAGAUCUCCUCAAACCUGCAUCCGAUGCUUACCAGAAUCUGGGGCAGCAGCUGACGCAGAGUCAGUUGUCUGUCGAUAUGUUUCUAUGCCCCCCAGCACCUUCCGCAUCGUCUCCCACAGAAGCCGUGUACUAUCCGCCUCCCCCCGCGUCUCAGAGCGGCAUGCCGACAUCUCAGCAGCAGAACCAGCCAAUGAGUGGGGGACUGUCGGGUGCUGGUAACGUCGGGAGAGGUUCUCACCUCAACGGGAGUGUGCCUGCUUCGGGAGUGUCAUUCUACGACGUUGCAAGCUUCGCCACUCUUGCGCAGUUCACCUCCGGGGAACUUCGCUUCUACCCGUCCUUCACUCGCCAGCAACACGGCCCGAAACUUAUGGCUGAAAUCGAGAGAGUUCUCUCCAGGGUGACAGGGUGGGAGGCCGUCAUGCGAAUCCGUGUGUCUCGGGGCUGGAAGGUGUCUCAACGCCACGGGCGUUUCUAUCUGCGGGGGUCGGACUUAUUUGUGCUUCCCACUGUCAACGAAGAUCAGAGCUUUUCCGUGUCUCUCGAACUUGACGAAACUGCCACCCCAGGAGCCACUGACAACAUCCUCUCCCUGCAGGCAGCUCUGCUGUAUACAAACAGCGACGGCGAGAGACGUAUCCGCGUGCAUACGUAUUGCAUUCCCCUGACGCAGAACAUGCAGGAAAUUGCCGCUUCCAUGGACCCAGAAGCAACGGCCGCUCUCAUGUUGCAGCACUCUAUGGAUCUGUCUCUGCGUGCGAAAGUUGCUGAUGGAAGGUCCUACUUGCAGAAUCUCUGCGUGCAGCUGAUGUCAGCCCUUCAGCUGCCUGCAGCAGGACACAGUGCGUAUGGCGCACAGCCGUCUUUACAGAAUAAUGGGGAGCAGCUGAGGCGCCUUGCUUUCCUCAUCAUGGGAAUGCUCAAGUCACCUGCUUUCCGAAGCACCAAAGAUGUGACGAACGACAUGCGCGUCUACGCGUGGCAUCGCUUGGCUUCCGUGCCCUUAAGUCAGUUGGUGGCUUAUUGGUGUCCUCGUCUUUUCUCGCUCACUGAUUGGGGUCCAACUGAGGGUUCGCUGGAUGGGAAUGCGGAAGUCAUUCUGCCCCCCUCCAUCCCUCUAACCAGCGAGUCCAUGACGCAGGAAGGCGCGUAUCUCAUUGAAAACGGAGAGAGCAUGCUUCUCUGGGUUGGCAAAUCGGUGCCGUCUGAGUGGUUGUUGGCGGUCUUUGGUGUAAGCGCCUUAGAGUUCCUGCAUCCUGAGGCAGCCGCUUCAUCCCUUGGCAGGACCAACGAUUCUCUAGGCCAAAGGACUUACGCGAUGAUUAGCGAGCUGCAGCGCCAACGGCUCAAACCGGACUAUAUGGAACUGACCAUCAUCCGACAAGGCGACAGCAACGAGCAGCUGUUCUUCGCGAUGCUAGCAGAGGACCGAGUGCAGAGCCUGCCCUUGACCUUCACGGAGUUUUUGCAGAAAGUUGGGCAGCGCCAGUUGGCCCCAGUCACCCCGAUGCCUCCUGCACAAGCCCUUCCCCAAAAGUUCAUGAAGACUUCUGCCCAUCCAAGGCCUCUCCGGCUUUCGCGCACUGCCUUCUGUGGGGUCUGUGUGCCGGGAAGGUAUACAACAGCGAGGCCUGCGUGCCGGGCUGAUUUCAAGCCAUGCGUCCUGCCUCUCCUUCGUGAGUGCUUCCUAUCCAGCUUGGUAGAAGAAGCCUCGUGCAAGAGCGCGCGAGGCAUCACCCUUCGCUGCCACCCGGCAGCCAGCUGUAACAGUGCGUGUGACUUUGAACAGAGUAGGUUGCCGCACAACACUCCUGCAGGAGGGUCAUUUUGGAGGGCCACACGGGGCCUCCAAUAUGAGGGCUUAGCGAAGUUGGCCCUCCGUAGCAUACACUCUACCCAGCCCCUUUCUAAUAUACAGCUACUAUACGUACAAUGGUACCCUGUAACCACCUUAGCUCGCUGA
Cyclospora cayetanensis is the source of this 3228-nucleotide messenger RNA. Its product is annotated as protein transport protein sec24. Gene Ontology annotation, molecular function: SNARE binding; zinc ion binding. The record is from RefSeq and is a predicted model, not a curated record. Gene Ontology annotation, cellular component: endoplasmic reticulum exit site; COPII vesicle coat. Lineage: Eukaryota; Apicomplexa; Conoidasida; Eucoccidiorida; Eimeriidae. The coding region runs from base 1 to 3228 and encodes 1075 amino acids. Gene Ontology annotation, biological process: COPII-coated vesicle cargo loading; intracellular protein transport; endoplasmic reticulum to Golgi vesicle-mediated transport. The transcript is spliced from 11 exons.